Messenger RNA from Capsicum annuum, 741 nucleotides. RefSeq names its product pre-mRNA-processing protein 40A-like. Bases 1 to 618 code for a protein of 205 amino acids. Gene Ontology annotation, cellular component: U2-type prespliceosome; U1 snRNP. Gene Ontology annotation, biological process: mRNA cis splicing, via spliceosome. The transcript has 6 exons. Gene Ontology annotation, molecular function: protein binding; RNA binding. The record is from RefSeq and is a predicted model, not a curated record. Lineage: Eukaryota; Viridiplantae; Streptophyta; Magnoliopsida; Solanales; Solanaceae.
AUGCGAUUACCAGGCGAAUGUUGUUCAGUUGAUCACCCUUGGAUAGCUGUAGCUCGGCCGCAGCUUGGCAAUGUUUCCACCUUGCUUGUAGUUAUAUUCUACACAAGGGCAGAUGCAUCAACUGACAGGAGAGAAUUUACAAGUCCUGAGGGAAGAAAGUAUUACUACAACAGGGUUACUAGAACGCCCAAAUGGAGAAUGCCUGAUGAAGUCAAGUUGGCUCGUGAAAAGGACACCAUUUCGCACGCUUCUGAUUUUGGAUCCAUUUCUAUUGUUAAAACAUCAUCCCUGGGUGCAGAUGGUUCAUUAGUCUCGGCACACGGUGCUAAAUCAAGCCCAAUUGCUGUGUCACCAGCUGCUAACUUACCAACUAUUGUGGCUUCAGAAUCAUCAAGUUUAUCUGGUAAGGUUUCUUCUCUGAUGAUUGAAACAGUCGAAAUGAAUAAUUCUUCAGAACCUGCUUCACCAGCUGUGGCUGAUUCGGAGAAAAUUGGAAUAGCAGUAACCUUGGGAAAUUCUAUCGCGCCACCGGUUUCUGAGACUACUACAGCUCAAGAUGCAGUAGUGUAUGGUGAUGGAUUUUCUUCGGAGAAUAGAGAGUUGUUAGUCAACUGCUAACAGGUGUAAAAUAUGCUCCAAAUUCCAAUGAGGUUUGCUUUUGUCCUUUGUGCUUGAUGUUGUGCCUAAAAUGGAGAAUGUCAAGAAAGGUGCUGCAAUAACUGAAAUCGGAGGUGCUACUCC